AUGCGGGCGGGCCCGGUGCGCUCAGCCAUGAGCAGCGCUUCGCAGCCCCGCGGCCGGGUCUUGUUGCUCCCGGCCGUCCGGGGCGCCCCGGCCAAGCGCCUGCUGGAUGCGGACGACUCGGCGACCGUGGCGGCCAAGUGUCCGCGCCUCUCUGAAUGCCCGAGUCCCCCGGACUACCUCAGCCCCCCGGGCUCUCCCUGCAGUCCACAGCCUCCGCCCGCCGCUCCAGGGACCGGCUGCGGCUCCGGGAGCACUCCGGGGCCCAGCCGCAUCGCCGACUACCUGCUGCUGCCCUUGGCCGAGCGCGAGCAUGUGUCUCGGGCGCUGUGCAUCCACACCGGCCGCGAGCUACGUUGCAAGGUCUUUCCAAUUAAACACUACCAGGACAAAAUCAGGCCAUACAUCCAACUGCCAUCACACAGCAACAUCACCGGCAUCGUGGAAGUGAUCCUGGGGGACACCAAGGCCUACGUCUUCUUUGAGAAGGACUUUGGGGACAUGCACUCCUACGUGCGAAGCCGGAAGAGGCUGCGGGAAGAGGAGGCUGCGCGACUCUUCAAGCAGAUUGUCAGCGCUGUUGCCCACUGCCACCAGUCGGCCAUUGUACUGGGGGACCUGAAACUUAGGAAAUUCGUCUUUUCCACGGAGGAGAGAACCCAGCUCAGACUGGAAAGUCUAGAAGAUACACAUAUAAUUAAGGGAGAAGAUGACACUUUGUCCGACAAGCAUGGCUGCCCAGCCUACGUGAGCCCAGAGAUCCUAAACACAACCGGGACGUACUCGGGGAAGGCAGCAGACGUUUGGAGCCUCGGGGUGAUGCUUUAUACCCUUUUGGUUGGACGAUAUCCCUUUCAUGACUCAGACCCCAGUGCCCUUUUCUCCAAAAUCCGACGUGGACAGUUUUGCAUCCCCGACCACAUUUCCCCCAAAGCCAGGUGCCUCAUCCGCAGCCUCCUGAGACGAGAACCUAUGGAGAGACUCGCUGCCCCCGAGAUCUUACUCCAUCCCUGGUUUGAGUCUGCCUUGGAACAUGGAUAUGUCGACUCAGAAAUAGGAACUUCAGACCAGAUCGUCCCAGAGUACCAGGAGGACAGUGACAUUAGUUCCUUCUUCUGCUAA
Molecule: messenger RNA, 1119 nt
Organism: Chrysochloris asiatica (Cape golden mole)
Lineage: Eukaryota; Metazoa; Chordata; Mammalia; Afrosoricida; Chrysochloridae
Gene: TRIB1
Product: tribbles pseudokinase 1
Exons: 3
Coding region: 1-1119 (372 amino acids)
Biological process (GO): protein phosphorylation; positive regulation of proteasomal ubiquitin-dependent protein catabolic process; regulation of MAP kinase activity
Cellular component (GO): nucleus
Molecular function (GO): ATP binding; protein kinase activity; mitogen-activated protein kinase kinase binding
Source: RefSeq, a predicted model, not a curated record